UGUGUCCAGGCUCGGUUGAGGAAGUGUACAGUGUGGCUAUGUAAGAGCAGGGGCGGUGCAGUGUUGCAUUCUGUCAGCAGCUCUCCCACUGACACUGACAGACUCUUUCUGCUCCUCUCGGCUCAGUCAGCAGAACACACUGCAAGCUGUGGACACCUGGACCACUUGACUGGAUACCACACACACACUUGGAAUAUGAACACCUUUCGACUAGGACUUGUUUUCCUUUAUUGUAUUGUUUCCCUCCAGCUAUGUGGCUGCACGUCCCGGGAUGUUGGUGCUGCAGUGACAGCAAGGAAACCUCAGCCCGUUUCGACUGGAGAUCAGACUCCAAACAAUGACACAAGAACGGACGACCAACUUCUGGACAGUAACGAAGACUACAUAUCUGCGGAAUAUGAGGACGACGAUACCAGAGUUUCAACUAUGUCUAAAGAUUCCGUACUAACAGCAAUAAAAGGUCAAGGGAAGGGCAGAGCCAGGAAGAAGAACUCUUGCCUGACGGAACAAUACAGAAAUUAUUGCAUUCAUGGCGUUUGCCGGUACCUGGCGGAACUAAAUCAUACCUCUUGCAUAUGUGAGACAGGAUACUCAGGCGAUAGGUGCCACCUGUUCAUCCUGCCCGUUGGCAAAGUAGCUGAAGGCAACAGUCACACCACAGCUCUGGCUGUAAUGGCAGCGGGUCUAUCCUUAUUGUGUUUCACUGUAAUUGGUGUCUUACUGGCCUUAAGAUUUAAAAAGAAGAGUGACAUCAGUAUAGAUGAGAAGAUCCGUCUCCAGUUACUGCAUAGUGAUGAAGAAAAAGCAAAAGACACAAUCCAGUGGUUCAGUGGACAGAAUGGCUACCAUCCGGAGACACCCUGUCCAUGCUGAAGAGGAAAACGGUAGUGUCCAGAACAUCGUAUGUCUCCAAAGGACGACUUAAAGGAUAUUCUGAACAGAGAUUUGUAGAACACGGUCUGAGUCUCUCCGAACCAUAAAAGAAUAUACAGUAGGAAUUAAGAAAAUCACUGAAUGUAGUUGCGCUAUAAUUAUUUUUUUAAUGUUUGAACGUAAUAUUUAUUUAUUUUUAAAAGAUUUUUUUCAGCUCUAUGAGGUCAGUCAUGUUGGUGUAUUUAUUUAUCUAUUAACUAUUUAUUUGUUCAUGUAAUAAUUAUGUAUAUUAACUGAAAGCACUGCUGGUUUGUCACAUCAGUGCAUCAGUACAGUCUGUAAGCAAUGCAACAGCGAUGUACUGUCAGUGGAUUUGUCCCUGUACUCCAGCAUGUUGGAUAUGAAAUGAAACCAUGAGUGUGAAUUUAAAGAACCAUCAUGCCAUCAAUUAUCAUGGCAGCAUCACUAAGGAUAAUAUUGAGCAUUUAAGUGAUGUCUCCGAUGCCGUGUACAUUUCACGUCAUCAUUAACUGUAAAGAAAUCACUAAUAAAACCACAAGUACUGUACUAUAUAAGAUCGUCUUGUAGAGAUCUGCUUAUUUACAAAGUGUAGCGGAUUGUGCAUUUACAGUCAUUGUUUCAUUUCAAACUGGAGUGCCGAGCCAAAACUAGAAAAUCAUCACUGUUCUCUGAUUUAAAGGUUAAUUUUUUUUUUUAUGAAGUUUUUAGAUAUUUAUUGUAAUAUAACCCACAAACGUUCUGUUUUGCAUUUUUAUAUGCUGAUGUAUACAAAAGUUUGUCAUUCAAAUUUAGAAGUUUAGUUUGCAAAUUAUUCUUGAAAACCAUUUAAUGAUUUUUAAGACGGUAAUGUGAAACAAGGAGCCCAAUUAAUAAUAAUUGGUGGGAACUUUCUUUGUACAUUACUGGACAAAAAUAUGGAAGCAUCAACAGUAUUCAAUCAUCUAUCAACACAAUACACAAUCCAAUACGAUGCAACACAUUUACUGACAGCUAGCAAAACAAUGACCCCUAGAAUCACCGGUUCUCUCACCACUGAGAGUCGAACCCAAAGGAUAUUAUUUUUUUUCCAGACUUUUGUCCCGUAAUGUACAGUAUUGGUUUAUUUAAGCAGUAUUAGUUUUUUCACUGGUACACAAAUACAAAUAUAUUUACACAAUAUAAUUGCCAACUUCA
Molecule: messenger RNA, 2067 nt
Organism: Clarias gariepinus (North African catfish)
Lineage: Eukaryota; Metazoa; Chordata; Actinopteri; Siluriformes; Clariidae
Gene: hbegfb
Product: heparin-binding EGF-like growth factor b
Exons: 6
Coding region: 196-873 (225 amino acids)
Biological process (GO): positive regulation of cell population proliferation; epidermal growth factor receptor signaling pathway; positive regulation of mitotic nuclear division
Source: RefSeq, a predicted model, not a curated record